CCGCCCCCGCAGCGGCGCCUGUCCGCUCCCCCUCUCCCUGCCGGGGCCCUCGGCUGAGGGGCGGGGCGGGCGGAGGAGCCACUCCGGGGAACGGGAGGGAGAUCCGCCGCGGAGUUACGGGAAAGUUGGUCCGAGUUCCCGGAGUUUCCCCCUGUGGUUACUCGGGAUCGGCUGCCCGGAGCCCCUGCUCGGCUCCUUUCCUCCCUCCGGCCUUCAGGGUCCGCUCGGUCCCUGCUUCUGCUCCGGGCCGCCAUGGAGCCACCGCCGGCGCCUAGGAGUAAGCUAAAGAAGCUGAGUGAAGACAGUUUGACUAAGCAGCCUGAAGAAGUUUUUGAUGUCUUAGAGAAGCUUGGAGAAGGGUCUUAUGGAAGUGUCUUUAAAGCAAUCCACAAAGAAUCUGGUCAAGUUGUUGCAAUUAAACAAGUACCAGUUGAGUCAGAUCUUCAGGAAAUAAUCAAAGAAAUUUCCAUAAUGCAACAAUGUGACAGCCCAUAUGUUGUAAAGUACUAUGGCAGUUACUUUAAGAACACAGACCUUUGGAUUGUUAUGGAGUACUGUGGAGCUGGCUCUGUCUCAGACAUAAUUAGAUUACGAAACAAGACAUUAACAGAAGAUGAAAUUGCAACCAUUCUAAAAUCUACAUUGAAAGGAUUAGAAUAUUUGCACUUCAUGAGAAAAAUACAUAGAGAUAUAAAAGCUGGAAAUAUUCUCCUCAAUACAGAAGGACAUGCAAAAUUGGCAGAUUUUGGAGUGGCUGGUCAGUUAACAGAUACAAUGGCAAAACGCAAUACUGUGAUAGGCACUCCAUUUUGGAUGGCUCCUGAGGUAAUUCAAGAAAUAGGCUAUAACUGUGUGGCUGACAUCUGGUCCCUUGGCAUUACUUCUAUAGAAAUGGCUGAAGGAAAGCCUCCUUAUGCUGAUAUACAUCCUAUGAGGGCUAUUUUUAUGAUUCCCACAAAUCCACCACCAACAUUCAGGAAGCCCGAACUUUGGUCUGAUGAUUUUACUGAUUUUGUUAAAAAGUGCUUAGUGAAGAAUCCUGAACAGAGAGCUACUGCAACACAACUUUUACAGCAUCCUUUUAUCAAGAAUGCAAAACCUGUAUCAAUAUUAAGAGACUUAAUCACAGAAGCUAUGGAGAUCAAAGCUAAAAGACAUGAAGAACAGCAGCGAGAAUUAGAAGAGGAAGAAGAAAAUUCGGAUGAGGAUGAGCUGGAUUCUCAUACCAUGGUGAAGACGAGUUCAGAAAGUGUGAGCACGAUGCGGGCCACAAGCACGAUGAGUGAAGGGGCCCAGACCAUGAUUGAACACAACAGCACAAUGCUAGAAUCUGACUUGGGGACUAUGGUGAUAAACAGUGAGGAUGAGGAGGAAGAAGAUGGCACUAUGAAACGAAAUGCAACUUCACCACAAGUACAAAGACCAUCUUUCAUGGACUACUUUGAUAAGCAGGACUUCAAGAAUAACAGUCAUGAAAACUGUAAUCAGAAUGUGCAUGAGCCCUUCCCUAUGUCCAAAAAUGUUUUUCCUGAUAACUGGAAAGUUCCUCAAGAUGGAGACUUUGACUUUUUAAAAAAUCUAAGUUUAGAAGAACUACAGAUGCGGUUAAAAGCACUGGAUCCCAUGAUGGAACGUGAGAUAGAAGAACUCCGUCAGAGAUACACUGCAAAAAGACAACCCAUUCUGGAUGCGAUGGAUGCGAAGAAGAGAAGACAGCAAAACUUCUGAGUCUGAUUUCUUCUUUUAAUGCCUACUGUGGAGACCAAAAAACCACUAAGAAUUGAGAAAAUAUUAGAAUUUUUUAAUCCCUACGAUUUAUACUCUGCAACUAGGCAAAAGUCAAAAACUAAUGAUGGUAUAUACCUAAUUCCCAAAAGCAAAUUUUACAGUUGUAUCCACUAUAUUUUCAUUUGUAAUUGAGAACAAUAGAAAUGUAUUGUCUUUUUCUGCCAGAUGAAAAUCAUUUUAAAAUGACUAUUUAGAGACCUUGAAGAUCCAAAGCUAUUGUUUGAUUGUACAGCACUGAUGGGCUUUAUGUCACAAUAUUCUUUGUUCCUAUCUGGAAGCCUAUUUAUUUUAAUCCUUUAGGUAGACUUAUUUAUUUAUGCUAUUUCACUUUGUUUUGUUUUUUAAAGACAAACUUGGACAGCUUUGGUGAAAGUAGGAACAUAUUAAUAGAUAAUAAUGUUCAACCAAAUUAUACUUCAAGCAGGGAGCUCUGGGGUACAUUCCUUGAUUUCCAGGAUAGUUUUCCAAUAGAAGAAAAGCAAUAAGAUCAAUAGCACCCAAAUGGGCUGUACAUUUUUGUAUUGGAGCAAUAAUUCCAUUUUUACCUUUUGACAUUUUGAUUUUUGAUAUUUGCUACAAAUAGAAUUGUAUAUUUAGGUUAAACAGAGCUAUAAUGUUUAAAACCAAAGAAAUCAAUGGAAUCCUUGCACCAAAAGAGUGUGAUAAAUAUUUUAAAAGAAAUGAAACCUUGAUACAAAUGUAAUUUGUUAAUACUGUUUCAUGCUUCAUAUGUAGAUCUGUUAGCUAAACUGAAUCAAACUUGCAAUUAGCUCAUCCAAUUUAUUUCUGUGAAAUUGUGCUCUACUAUUACAGGACUUUAUGUUGAUUUCAUUUAUUUCCUGAAAAAAGGUAAACAUCAUGUGCCUGAGGAUUAAAAAAUGACAAAAAUAUUUCUACUGAACUGUGCAAAGCUUGGGGACUGAAAAGAAAAAUACUAAAACCAUUAAAAAGUUACUCAUUUCUAAGCUGAAUGAA
Molecule: messenger RNA, 2763 nt
Organism: Octodon degus (degu)
Lineage: Eukaryota; Metazoa; Chordata; Mammalia; Rodentia; Octodontidae
Gene: Stk3
Product: serine/threonine kinase 3
Exons: 11
Coding region: 253-1728 (491 amino acids)
Biological process (GO): intracellular signal transduction; protein phosphorylation; protein tetramerization
Cellular component (GO): cytoplasm
Molecular function (GO): protein serine/threonine kinase activity; ATP binding
Source: RefSeq, a predicted model, not a curated record